Corticium candelabrum is the source of this 3237-nucleotide messenger RNA. RefSeq names its product short transient receptor potential channel 1-like. Gene Ontology annotation, cellular component: cation channel complex; plasma membrane. The transcript is spliced from 9 exons. NCBI's taxonomy places the organism in Eukaryota, Metazoa, Porifera, Homoscleromorpha, Homosclerophorida, Plakinidae. The coding region runs from base 196 to 3036 and encodes 946 amino acids. Gene Ontology annotation, biological process: calcium ion transmembrane transport; regulation of cytosolic calcium ion concentration. Gene Ontology annotation, molecular function: protein binding; inositol 1,4,5 trisphosphate binding; store-operated calcium channel activity. The record is from RefSeq and is a predicted model, not a curated record.
UCUAGCUAGUAAAUAAGCAUGGCUCGGAGAUACCAAAUUCCGUGGGAUGCCAAAUUCCAAAGGACACGGCCUCGCAAGCCAAGCCUUCCUCCGCGCUCACUGUGACAGUAACACCGGUCUAGUGACCGCGUGUCGACACCCCUCCACACAUGCACUUUGUAACCCGGAUUGUAACAUUUGCAACUGUUGUGCUCGAUGGAACUUGAUGAUCUUCUGUCGCGCAAAGUCAGUUCCAACGACCAAGCGACUAAUUCGACCGAAGCCGAAACGGCAUUCACAAACGCAUUGUACUCUGAACUGACGAGAAACUUUCAAAGUGAAACGGUAAACGAAGAAGAAGAUGAGUUGACAAAGUCUCUGCUGCGUGCAGUGACGUCACAAAACAGCAAUCGAGCCGAGGCGGUAAAAGAGAUACUCGAGAAAGGUGCCGAUCCCAACAAACGGUACGGCGGCAAGAAGAGGACUGCAAUGCAUGAGGUACUACGUCGCUAUCAGCCAGACAGUCCGGUCGACGACGAAAACGUCGCCGAAGAUUUGCAGGUCAUGCAGUUGCUCCUCUUGUACGGCGGUAACGUGAAUGUGAAAGACUGGCAAGGAAACACAUCUGUACAUCAGGCUAUUGUAUCUAACGUACCGACCGACAUUUGUCGCGUUUUGUUUGCAAAGUCGUCUGAAGAUGUGUUUGCAGAUGAAGAGUUCAAGCGUCUGUAUUUGAAUCAUGCUAUAAAGGACGUCAAUCUAGAGACGUAUCGCCGAAAUCUGGUGGAGAGACGAGUCUGGUCUUGGCCACCGGACAACCGAUGGUUCUGUACCAUCUUGUGUCACGUGAUAGCGACCCGACCCGAUUGGGCCGCUUUCUUGCAGAGCACCAUAGAAGAGACACCGCUGGACUUUUCUGGCAUCGUCGACAAUUUGCUGGCAUUUGCAGCGACUUACGGAAGUUCAGAAUCGGUGAAGUUUUUGCUCGACAAUGGUGCAAAUCCGAACGCUGACGUCAAAUGUCCUGUUUUGUUGGAGGCUGCUAUUUGUGCGAGAGACGCUAAAGCAAAAAUCAAGCUCUUGCUAAAUAGAGGGGCGGUUCCUCUUGCAGGAUCGUUCAGCAAUAGUGAUCCGUCGAGCUCAUUGUGCGGUGCUCCAUCUAGAAACUCGGCCGACGACGCUAGAAUUAUAGCGAUGAGUUUCGCAGGAAGCAACACUGUCGAUGCUCAGCUUUUCCAUAGGGAUUACGAAUUUUUAUCUCCACUGGCUGCGGAAGGAACCAAGUUGAUCAUGGCGUCGGCAAGACCGUUGCAAAUGGCUCUUCGCUUGAGUCGCUUGUAUAAGAAAAUGACUGACAUCGAUUACUUCAAUCGAGAAGAGUGUCAGGAAAUGGCAGACAAAUUUGAGACAGUAGCUGUGGACAUGAUGGAGAACGCAUCACUCACCGAUGCUCGUACGGCUCUAGAAAAGGAUAUACUUGAAGGAAGCGUAAGAAAUCAGCAGAAAAUAUUCAUUUCUAACUCUGUAGUGCAGAGAGCAGUUACGGACGUCUGGUAUGGUUCUAGGCAGCAUUUCAGUUGGCUAGAGUUGUUAAAAUCGUUACUGCUGUUUGUGGUUCACGUUCUGAUGUACUCCCUAGCCGCUCCAUUCGUUUGGGUAUUAACUCCUCUGCACAGGAACAAUACGUCUGGGACUGCAAGUUCUUUUGUAAGGGUACUGAAAAGGUUGUUCAUCUCGUUUCCUACGACACCGAUGGCUAUCCUACCGUAUAUUGCUCAUAGUAUAUCAUUGAUUCUUUUUGUUGUACUCAUGGUCGUCGUCAUUCACAAAGGAAGCUCCAUGUCACACUUUACUUCUACAGAAGCAAUUAUGUGUCUCUUUCUUUUUGGAUCAGUCGAGACAGAGAUUUGUCAGCUGAGACGUCUAAAACGAAAGCGUUACUUUAAUUUUGAUAGCUUUAAAAAGUGGAUGGACAUUGCAGUCGUCAAUUUACUGACAAUCUACUUUCUUCUUCGACUUGUCGUCGUCGCAUCCGACGGUCAUCAUCAGUACCGGUCUCAUUUGCAGCGAGCAGCGGUUCAUCUUCUAGGAUUUAUCGGUCUCAUCGCAUGUGUUCGCAUUAUGACGUUUUGGCAAGCUCACUCCAUACUCGGUCCGAUUCAGAUAUCGUUCCGUCGCGUCGCUAUCGACGUCGCGAAGUUUCUCGUCAUUCUCGCCGUGUUCUUGUUCGGUUUUUCAGUUUGUGUUGCAGCUAUUUAUUCGUCUUACAACUUCUACGCUCACGACACUUUGAAUUCGGCUGAAACCAACAGUUCCGGCGAAGUCAAUGAAACGAUGAAAGGACAGGUACCUCCAUCCGUCGAUGGGGUAUUUAAUUGUCUUCAGUCGUUGUUUUGGGGUUUGUUUGGCGUAAUCGAUCUCGAAGAGUUCGAAAUAACGGGAACGCAAACGACUCCAGCUGAGACAAUAAUUGGCACGUUUAUGUUAGCUAUAUGGAUGGUCGCGGCAGUCAUUGCACUAACAAAUCUGUUGAUUGCUCUUAUAUCUACGUCAUUUGAAAACGUACAGGAAAAUGCCGAUCAAGAAUGGAAGUAUGCACGAGCGAAUAUUGUAUUUGCUGGAUUUGUUCAACUUAUUCCUGUGCCGUUCAACAUAUUGUCUAUACCGAGACGAUACGCUUGUUCUCCGUCAAAGAGUAAACAUCAACAUGUUUGCAACUUCGAUGUCAAUUUUCUUACAAAGAUCACGUGGGCAAAUAACCAACUAGUUGAACAACUUCAACGCCAUUAUCGGAAACAAAUAUCGGAAGAUACAGCUAAGAAAGGCGAUGUCGAAGAGCUAACCUCUACUAUAAACAAUGUCGUGUCAGGAAUAAACACGAGCAAAGAAUGUUGUCAAGUAGACAGGAAGUCGAUUGAUAACGACUUGAUGUUGACGAUGCAAUGCAUCAGAGAAGAUUUCCGUCGACUAGAGAAGCAUUUGAGCGAUCGCCUGACGGAUCUCGAGUGUCAACUGGCUGCAUUGGUUACAAGAAUUUCUACUGACAAACCAGACUAACGUACAUUGUGUCUGUCAUUAAAGUAUAUAAUUCUUGCUAAUGAGUUUGUACUUUAAAAUCUCAUUGAAUGCAAUGACGAGACGCUUAGAUUUUUGUGUUAGUUAAAAAAUCGAUAAUUUCUUGCAAGACUAUGAAGUAGCAAAAGAGCCAGUCUACUAGCUGUCAAACUUUUACUAAUAUAUUAAUUUAGUGGCUCUCUG